CACUGAUGUUUUCUGAUUGGGUUAAAAAAUUCCAAUUCACGGGCCGUGUUUGUUUUAAGAUAAAAUUAGUGAAUUAACCAAUGCAAUCAACUUGCCAAUCAAAUCGGAUCGCGGACCUUGACAAUCCUGUGUGCGAGAUGUCGGAAAAUCAGCGGGCGUUGAAGGAAAACCAGUAAAUUGCUCCAAAAUGCAUCUUUAACACCGCCAGCAAAAGCAACUUAAUCGACGGCAACAACAACAACAACGAAGCAACGACAACAACAAUAAUAUAAAAAACAACAACCAAAGCAACAUCAGCAAGCAAUCGGGAGGAAAAAAACGUGAAAAGUUUUUGGUGUUGCUCAGUGGACGCUCCUUUUUUUGUUUAUUUUUUAUGUUCAUUUUUGGAGGGCAGUAGGCGAAAAAAUAGCAAUAGCAACAACAAAAACAGGAGCAAAACAGGACACACAACUCAUCAAUAUUCGAAAAAGCAAUUGAGUCGAGGCAUCAAUUCAUCAAUUAUUCAAAAUGACCGAAGACGAAAUUCUCUUUGACGACGUCUACGAGCUGUGCGAGGUCAUUGGCAAAGGACCUUUCUCCAUUGUGAGGCGUUGCAUACACAGAGAGUCCAAUCAGCAGUUUGCUGUCAAAAUCGUUGAUGUGGCCAAGUUCACAGCGAGUCCGGGACUAAGCACAGCGGAUCUGAAGCGCGAGGCCACAAUAUGUCACAUGCUCAAGCAUCCGCACAUUGUCGAGCUGCUGGAGACCUACAGCUCCGAGGGAAUGCUCUACAUGGUCUUCGAGUUCAUGGAGGGCUCCGACCUGUGCUUCGAGGUUGUGCGUCGUGCUGUUGCCGGGUUCGUCUACAGCGAGGCGGUUGCCUGUCACUAUAUGCGCCAAAUCCUGGAGGCUCUUCGCUAUUGCCAUGAAAACGACAUCUUGCAUAGGGACGUGCGUCCCGCUUGCGCACUGCUUGCCACAGUGGACAACUCGGCGCCCGUGAAGCUGGGCGGCUUUGGAUCAGCCAUCCAAUUGCCGGGUACAAGGGAAACCAUAGAAACACACGGACGCGUCGGAUGUCCGCACUACAUGGCGCCGGAGGUUGUGACAAGGCGGCUGUAUGGCAAGGGCUGCGAUGUCUGGGGUGCCGGGGUGAUGCUCCACGUUCUGCUAUCCGGAAGGUUGCCCUUUUUAGGAUCCGGAGUGCGAUUGCAGCAGUCUAUAGCACGCGGUCGGUUAUCGUUUGAGGCGCCCGAAUGGAAGUCAAUAUCGGCGAAUGCCAAGGAUCUAGUCAUGAAAAUGCUGGCCGCCAAUCCCCAUCACAGACUCUCCAUCACCGAGGUGCUCGAUCAUCCCUGGAUAAGGGAUAGGGAUAAACUGCAGCGCACUCACCUGGCGGACACGGUGGAGGAAUUGAAGCGUUAUAAUGCCCGGCGCAAGCUCAAGGGAGCCGUUCAGGCCAUUGCCGGUGGCACCAAUAUGGAUCCGCUUUACGCCACCGAUGCGGAUAUGCCCAUAGCUGGCGCCACGGACGAGUGGGCCGACGAGGAGGCCGGCAUUGAGGCAGUACAGCGAAUUUUGGACUGCCUGGAUGACAUUUAUUCGCUGCAGGAUGCACACGUGGACGCGGAUGUGCUGCGGGACAUGUUACGCGACAGCAGGCUGCACCAGUUCCUGCAGCUGUUCGACCGGAUCGCAGCGACGGUGGUGACCAGCAAUGGACGUGCGCCUGCUGCCGAGGCAGUUGGACGCAGUCGCGAUGUCCUGGAGCUGCUCUCGUCAACCGCCGGCGGCAACUCACUGGGCGGCAAGUAUGCCAAGGACGAGCUGCUGCAGCUCCUGGCCGCCCCCCACAUGCAGGCUCUGCUCCAUAGCCACGAUGUGGUGGCCCGGGAUGUCUAUGGGGAGGAGGCGCUGCGCGUCACCCCGCCCCCCAUGGUGCCGUACCUCAACGGCGAUGAGCUGGACAAUGUCGAGGGCGGUGAGCUGCAGCAUGUGACCCGGGUGCGAUUGGUGCAGUUCCAAAAGAACACGGACGAGCCCAUGGGCAUCACGCUGAAGAUGACCGAGGACGGACGCUGCAUUGUGGCCAGGAUUAUGCACGGCGGUAUGAUUCACCGCCAGGCCACGCUGCACGUGGGCGACGAGAUACGGGAGAUCAACGGCCAGCCGGUGCAGCAUCAGUCGGUUGGCCAAUUGCAACGAAUGCUGCGCGAGGCACGCGGUUCUGUUACCUUCAAGAUAGUUCCUUCGUACCGCAGCGCUCCGCCCCCCUGCGAGAUUUUCGUGCGCGCACAAUUCGAUUAUAAUCCGCUGGAUGAUGAGCUUAUACCCUGCGCCCAGGCGGGCAUAUCGUUCCAAGUGGGCGACAUACUGCAGAUAAUUAGCAAGGAUGACCAUCACUGGUGGCAGGCGCGACUGGACACGGUGGGCGGUUCGGCGGGACUGAUACCGUCGCCGGAGCUGCAGGAGUGGCGGAUUGCCUGCCAGACGGUAGACAAGACCAAGCAGGAGCAGGGAGAACCGGGUGCUGGAUGUUCCGCUCACGCAGAUGGGUGUGAUGGAUCAGCAGUUAACUGCUCCAUCUUCGGGCGCAAGAAGAAGCAAUGCCGGGACAAAUACCUGGCCAAGCAUAACGCCAUCUUCGACACGCUCGAUGUGGUCACGUACGAGGAGGUUGUCAAGGUGCCAGUUGGUGAUCCAAACUUCCAGAGAAAGACAUUGGUGCUAUUGGGUGCUCAUGGGGUGGGCAGGCGGCACAUCAAGAACACCUUGAUAUCAAAGUAUCCCGACAAGUACGCCUAUCCCAUUCCUCAUACAACGAGACCUGCCAAACCCGAGGAGGAGAACGGACGCAGCUAUUACUUUGUCUCGCACGACGAAAUGAUGGCGGACAUCGGUGCGAAUGAGUACUUGGAAUAUGGCACUCAUGAGGACGCGAUGUACGGCACCAAGUUGGACACCAUUCGGCGCAUACACACCGAGGGAAAGAUGGCCAUAUUGGAUGUGGAGCCGCAGGCGCUAAAGAUUCUGCGCACCGCCGAGUUCACGCCCUAUGUCGUCUUUAUAGCGGCCCCCUCGCUGCAGAAUAUUGCGGAUUACGACGGCAGCCUGGAGCGGCUGGCCAAGGAGUCGGAGAUGCUGCGCCAGCUGUAUGGGCACUUCUUCGAUUUGACGAUUGUGAACAACGACAUCAGCGAGACGAUUGCCACGCUGGAGACGGCCAUCGAGCGGGUGCACACCACCCCGCAGUGGGUGCCCGUGUCCUGGCUCUACUGACAAGACAGUGAGCUGGAAUGCCCCGACUGCCUCGAGGGCUGUGACUGCGAGUGGGAUGCCUACACACAGGCCUCCAAUGUGGCGCUCUACUGAAGCGGAAGCGGAAGCAAGAAACACAUCACCAACCACACCACAACACACACACCAUUAAAGUAUUACCAAGGCACAAACAACAGCAACAGAAGCAACAGUAAAAGCAACCACUAAGAGAGGACACAGUGAGGAUGGAUCGCAAGAUCGGAUUAUGAAUAGAAGGCGCCAGGCGCCGAGCUAUAUAAUUUAAGUGUAAAAGGGUAUUAUGGGAACUGCGGUCGCAAAGAAGUGUUAAUUGUCAAACAACCAAUUGUAUUGCCUCCUUUUCGUGUGUUUUAGCCCUACGUUUAUUGGUAUUAUUUUAACGUAUUCUCUGUUUUAAGCCAUUCCAUGUUCAGUUUUGUUAUUCUUUAAGUAUUAUCAUUGUUUUGUUGUCUUUGUUUUUGUUCAGCAUUUAGUCAGAAGAGAACAGCAUUAAACGCUUAUGUAAAUCUUGCACUUGUUAGUGUCUAAGUUAACUGGAGACCAAAAGGCACUCCAAAAUUAUUUUUACUCAGCGAUUAUUUACGGCAAAAGUCUGGUGAGCAGGGGGCGGGGGGCGUUGAACGAGUUAGUAAAUUAUAGAGAAAACUACGUAAUUAAAUAUAAUUAAACAUAGACACGCGGAGACAUACAUACAACCAGAACGAACACGGAGAGCAGAAGGUAAUAAGCGAAUUAUGAUGUGAGCAAUUUCAAGUGUUUCAAGCCAAGUAAGAACUAAUUAAUUACACACGGAGGAAGAUCGAGUAAAGACAGUGGUAAGGUCGCAAAGUGCACGUUUUAAAUGCAAUAAACAUAACGAAAAAGGUAACAGAAAACCGAAAAUACAGAAAAAACAGCAAAUGCAAAUGCAAAACCAAAAAAAGAAAUUAAUUACACCACACACACACACACACACGGAGGUAAAAGAAAAACCAUAUAUAAUAAUAACAAAAUACCAAAUUGUUGACGUUUAAUUGAAUUCAAUGGGAAAUGAGUAAGACACACACACACAACCAAAAAAAUGCAAUCAAACAUAAUAAACAAAAAAAAAGUAAGAAGUAAAGAAAAACCAAUAAUAAUAAUUGCAGCAGCGUUUAAUUCAAGCAAAAGCAAAGUAAACAAAUGGAAAAACAUGGAGUGAGCACAAAAACAAAAAACAACACACAUACUAACUGCAAUUACGAAUUAAAAUAAUUAGCAAAGGGAACGGAGUGUAAGAGGCAGGUCAACACGUAUAAAUAUAUAACAAAAAAAACAGCAAGGAGAAUGGAGAGAAGAAAGUAGGAAAAUGAGAAAAUAUGUAUACACACACAUAUAUAUAUUUUUCGAACAACUCAAACUCAGGUUGGAUACAUUGAAAAUCAGUCAGUUCAAUAAGAUUAAUAUAGCGGAGCGCUUCCUUUUAACCCACAGCCAAAACAAAACCAAAAACCAAAAAGAAAAUAAUAAGAAAUAAAAACGAGAACCUAAACUAACGAAAGAAUGACCCAAAGAUCCUUGAGUCGCUUUUGAAUUGAUUUGAAUUUGAAUCGUACACCCACACAGGCCCAGUAACCACCCAAAAGCAGCAGCUUCAAAUUUUCGAGAUACUUUACAAUGACUGUCUUAGCAAUCAAGCAACUAGAUCAAGGAUCCAGCGCUCAGUAAUUUCGCUUUUGUCGUCCUAGAUACCCUUUUCACAACUUAGCUUCCCUGAUUUAGAGCUUCUGAGAUGGAAAAAGAAGCGAAUUUUCUCGUAUCGAAUAGAGAUUGCACUUGAUAUCGAACUUAGCAUUAAAAACAAACACGUGCCACGGUUCUCCAGCAGUCUCUCAAAGCCCAACCGCAACCCACACUCGACGACCCACUUGAAUUUCCCAACCGCACCCACAACACCCACAAGAGAAGAAGACACACACACACACUCGUAUAUCCAGAACAAUUCUAUGGUUUCAAAAUGGUUGAACAAUUUUGCAUAGAGUAUUAUCGUUAGGCGCUGGGCUAUAACUUUUUGGUUCUGAGCAGGACAGCAGGAGCAGGCAAUGCAAAAAUCAUAGAAGUAUCCCAGUGACAACCGAACCUACCCGAAGAAAAUACUGAAGAACUAACUACCUACCCACAACCACAAACCAAACAGCCGAGUGGCCAAAUUAACUAAGUAUUAUACCUUAAAGCGAGGCGAGAGGAAACCUUAUAAGGAACAACCUGGAGACGAGACGACGAGAUGGAUGUAUGUACAUUUUGAGGCUCCGCAAAACACCAAAAAUGAUUAAGGAGAAAUGAUUAGGAGAGAAAUGCUCAAAUCAAAAUCUAAUAUUUUACGGUAUUAACAAUGGAUUAGGAACGAUUGAAGGACAGGAUAUAUAGGAUUGAAUGUAGUAGGUUGAAGGGGGAAAACCGAACCGAAGGGCAUCCCAAGAAUGAGCUAGGAUUUCAAAGGAUUCGUUUCGUUUCGUUUUCGUAUUUUUAAUUGAUCCUUUUUUUCUUAGCCGAUGCGAGCAAAUUGUAGCUGUACUCUAAGAAUAAUUUCACACUAAGAUUAAGUAAAAAUUUAUUGUUGAUAUUACAUAAAAAGAAAAAAGAAAAGAAAGAAAGAAAUGAGAAGAGACAAGCACACAUGCAUGAAUUAGAAUUUUUCUCUAAUUUCAUAAGUUAAUGAUGAUGAUGAUGAUGACGAUGAUCGUGAAGAUGAGUUGAAAAAUGCUUAUGAUCUCCAAAAUGUCAAUAUGUGUAGAUUGACGCGAUUUGAGCUAAUUGAGUGAAUUGUUAUUAAAAUAAUAAAUGAAAUUAAUGAAUCGAACGAUCGGGGGGGUCUAGACCCAACGCAUCGUUCGAUUGGGGCCGCUGAGAGUUAGUAAAUAUCAUUUAAACUAAAUGAUAAAAAUGGCAUUAUAUAUACAUAGUUUAAACAUGGGAUUAAUAAUAAUAAAUUAAAGAGGAAACAACAAAAACCGACAAAGACGAAGAACGGGAAUGCGAAUUAAAUAAAAACGAGUAAACACUGAAAUACCGAAUUUUAAAUACAUAAGUUUUGAAUCAUGAUACAAGCAGCAAAGAAAGCAAAGCAAAAACCCCACACAGAAACCGAAACAAAAUUAAUAAAAAGAACUUCUAUAUAUAAAACACAACAACAAAAAAACAAACAAGAGAAUGAAAUAUACGAGAGAUACAAUUUCAA
Molecule: messenger RNA, 6472 nt
Organism: Drosophila kikkawai
Lineage: Eukaryota; Metazoa; Arthropoda; Insecta; Diptera; Drosophilidae
Gene: CASK
Product: peripheral plasma membrane protein CASK
Biological process (GO): regulation of neurotransmitter secretion; protein phosphorylation; intracellular protein localization
Cellular component (GO): plasma membrane; cell-cell junction
Molecular function (GO): ATP binding; signaling receptor binding; protein kinase activity
Source: RefSeq, a predicted model, not a curated record